AUGUAUACUCAACUUUGCAAAGCGCUCUGUAGGGAUAUAUGUGUGUGCAGUCUUUCCAAAAACCUGAAUACGGAGAGCAGGUUCAACGUCAUGGCUAGUGAGAUGAUAUCUGUCAAUCGUUCUCUGCCCGACUAUCGUAACAACGAAUGUCAGGAUCAAACCUACAGAACCGAAAAUCUGCCAAAAACUUCUAUCAUUAUUGUUUUCCAUAAUGAAGCAUGGUCUACUCUUCUGCGAACUUUACAUUCUGUUAUUAAUCGGUCACCUCUUAAUCUCCUAGAGGAAAUUAUCUUGAUUGACGAUUUGUCCGAUCGUGACUAUCUGAAAGAACCACUAGAUGCCUACAUAAAACGUUUCCCUAUACCCAUGCGGAUUGUUCACCUAAAAAAGCGGAGCGGACUGAUUAGAGCGCGAUUAACAGGAUCGGGAAUGGCAAGGGGUCGCAUUUUAUUGUUUUUGGAUGCUCACGUUGAGGUUACUCACGGUUGGCUAGAACCACUUGUUGAUAGAGUCGUCGGUGACAGGAAACGCGUUGUUGCGCCAAUCAUUGAUGUCAUCUCAGAUGACACCUUCGAAUAUGUCACUGCUUCCGAAACUACAUGGGGAGGUUUCAACUGGCAUCUUAAUUUCCGCUGGUACCCCGUCGCCAAAAGGGAGAUCAGUAGAAGAAGAGGACUUCGCGCUUCUCCCAUUCAAACUCCCACCAUUGCUGGAGGUCUUUUCGCAAUUGAUAAGCAGUUUUUCUAUGACAUAGGAUCAUAUGAUGAGGGGAUGCAAGUUUGGGGAGGAGAAAAUCUGGAGAUAUCGUUCAGGGUGUGGAUGUGUGGCGGCUCAUUAGAAAUUCACCCUUGCUCUCGUGUUGGCCAUGUCUUCCGUAAACAAACUCCAUACACUUUCCCCGGUGGUACUGCGAAGGUCAUUCAUCACAAUGCUGCACGUACUGCUGAAGUUUGGAUGGAUAAGUAUAAGCAGUUCUUCUACAAAAUGGUACCAUCUGCACGUCAUGUCGAUCCUGGAGAUCUUACUAGCAGACGACAGCUCCGUGCCGAUCUACAAUGCAAAGACUUUGAAUGGUAUCUAAGGAAUAUCUAUCCAGAAGCACCGCUACCCUACGAUUUCAUUUCGUUGGGAGCAAUCUCAAAUCCGGCUUCCCGCGGUUGUAUCGAUACGAUGGCUAAGAAAGAGGGUCCAGUCGUCGAAACUUUGCCAUGCUUUAAAGAUGGACGCCUCAUUCACGUGAAGUCCGGUCAAUGUGUUUCCGCUGCCACAAAUGAAGUAGAGUUGAGAAAUUGUGACAACACUCCUAGUCAACAAAAGAUCAUCUUUUAUACACAAGUGGAGUCGUUUUCAAAGAUGGCAAGAGCUAGAGAAAGCAAGGGGAGAGCAUUUACGAGAACUAGCUCUACAGCGAAACUUCAUAAAAACUCCCACAGGAAUGUAUCUAACGCCGGAAAGGCCGCAAGACGCACGUUAGAGUCUUUUGGAUGCGAAGUCCUUUGGCGUGUUUGGGAGAAGCAGAAUGCAAGGAGUUCAACUGAAUGUCUGUUUGUCUUUUUGCCUAAGAAAGAUCGAGCUGACAUGACACGUCAGGAUACUGGAGCCCUUCCCAUAGAUCUGCUCACGGCUCACACGCAAAUGCGAUAUGUUGACCAUAGUUUUGAUAACAUCCGGCGGUAUAAGCGAUAUCAACACUUCCAGCACUUGCAAUAUGACCAAAGAAUGAUCCCAGAGCGGCUAUUGUUUCUUGGGCCUGAUCUUGCCGCUGCGCAUUUUCUUGUACACAGGGGUGCUUCUGUAAAAUUUCUUGGCGAUGACGCUUGGUACAGGAAAGACAAAAAUGGUAACUACAAGCUUCCGGGUCGUAAAAUCCCCGGUCUCUAUAUAGAAGCCAUCGAUGCGUCGGGAACAGAACUUAUGUUCGAAGGACUGGAAAACCUCCAGAACCUGAAGAAUUUGAGAAUGUUACGGCUUGCUGACUGCCCGUAUGUUGACGACUGGACGCUGUCACGAAUUGGAGGAAUGAUGGAGAAUCUGGAAAUGCUUGAUCUAAGCGGGUGCCAUCGCAUAUCAGCGAAAGGACUGAUGGGCUUGAAAAUGCUAAAAUCCUUGAAGUAUCUGCGUUUGGAAGGGGUCGAAACAAAGAAUUUUGAUUACGAACAUGAGCUGGAAAUGCUUGAGGCGGAUAUUCGAUUACUACAAAAUCCUAGCGUGAUUGAAGAUGCCAAGGGUAACAUGUUUGCGGAAGAUGAGAAUGGUAGGCUCUUCUACAUCAAUGGAAAUGUAAAUGAACGUCCGGUUGUUGAUGAUAAUGAUAAGCCGAUAGUGACGAGUACAAUUCGUAGAGAAAUUCCUGCCAUGAGUGACGAAGAAUUCGACAAGAUUGACAGAUUAUCUGGAGGAAAACUGCGUCAUCUUCUUUUGGGUUCACCGAGUGGUUAUGAAUGGAACUCGCAGGUGGAGACUAUACUUCAGUUUGAAGCUGACUAUAACGAAAAACGAGGAAUUCCUACCAAUACGAAAAUGCUGCCGAAAGAAAAGAGGGAGAAGUUCCCAGACAAGGAGAAACCCAGUCUUCUCGAGGCCGAACGACUUAAGUUUUUGAGUGAAGAGAAUGAAGAGUGGAAACAGCUGGAAAGGAAGUUGCUGACAGAUAAAGAUCAUGCCGCUGAAAUGCAGAAACUGGCCAGCGAUGAGGAACCGAAACAGAAAGCCCAGAAAGGGGGCGUUAGUUGAUGUUCUUAGGGUUCGGCCCUUUCUGUGAUUCCUGUUAUUACCGUAAUCACAGCAAUUUUUUAUGUCUAUGGAGCACGGAAACUACCGUAUAAGAGUAAUAAUGAAUACAGAAUAACGA
Cylicocyclus nassatus is the source of this 2851-nucleotide messenger RNA. The record is from the annotation of a GenBank genome assembly. NCBI's taxonomy places the organism in Eukaryota, Metazoa, Nematoda, Chromadorea, Rhabditida, Strongylidae.